GAAACGGUAUACAGUGCCUUCCUCGAGGAAAGUUUAUAUUCUUCGUUCAUGGUGCUUACUGAGUUUUCUGAAGGUUUGAAAGAGGUUUGCAAAAAAUCCCCAACUUUGGGGGAAAAAAAAAAAAAAACAGAAAUCAACGGUUUUGUUACAAUUCAGGUUUCUGUUACCCUUGGGUGAGUUAUGGGUGAGAUUGAGGGCUCCUACCGUCCCCUGCAGACCCCAGGAACACGACUUUGGGUCAGUGCCAAUGUGGCGGUCAGUACCCUGGAGCCUGGCCAAAGUCUGUCCACAACUUUGGCCGACUCUGCUAGGAACCCAAACUCCGGGAAUGGGCUACAGAUCAGAGUGGAGGCACUGGAUGAAACUCAGGAGGUCUAUGAGAUGGAGUCCAAGUCUGAUGGCCAGGAGUUGAUGACAAAGGUGUUUCGACGGUUCAAUCUGAUUGAAAAUGAUUACUUUGGCCUGGAAUUCCAAAACAUGCAGAUGAACUGGGUGUGGCUGGAACCAGUAAAACCCAUUCUAAAACAAGUGCGAAGGCCCAAGAACACACUCUUCAGGCUUUCAGUGAAGUUUUUCCCACCUGAUCCUGGCCAGCUUCAUGAGGAGUACACCAGGUACCUGUUUGCCCUUCAGAUGAAGAGAGAUCUGGUGGAGGGCAAAUUGACCUGCAGUGAAAACACGGCUGCCCUCCUUGCCUCCCAUCUGCUGCAGUCCGAGAUUGGAGAUUUUGACGAAGUUGCAGAUAGAGAGCACCUAAAAAGGAACAAACUGCUGCCAAACCAGGAGAGACUGCAGGAGAAGAUCAUGGAAUUCCACCAGAGACAUCUGGGCCAGACACCAGCCGAGUCAGAUUUCCAGGUGCUAGAGAUAUCCCGCAAGCUUGAAAUGUACGGAAUCCGCUUUCAUUGUGCUGCAGACCGUGAAGGAACCAAAAUUAACCUGGCAGUUUCCCAUAUGGGCCUCCAGGUCUUCCAGGGAAACACCAAGAUAAACACGUUCAACUGGUCCAAGAUUCGUAAGCUGAGCUUCAAGAGGAAGAAGUUUCUGAUCAAGCUGCACCCGGAGGUCCAUGGACCUCACCAGGACACUCUAGAAUUCCUCAUGAUUAGUCGUGAUCAGUGCAAGGUGUUCUGGAAGAACUGCGUUGAGUAUCACACCUUCUUCCGCCUGCUGGACCAGCCUGAACCCAAGUCAAAACCCAUCAUCUUCAGCAGAGGCUCCUCCUUCAGAUACAGCGGGAGAACACAGAAACAGCUGGUGGACUAUGUGAGAGACAGUGGAGCUCGAAGAACACCAUAUCAGAGGAGACACAGCAGAGCACGGAUCUCUACUCGUACUUUGGAUGCAGACUUGCCAAAACAGAGUCUGUCGUUCAACAAGGGUUUGAAGGUCCCGGGUUCCCCAUCUUCCGCCACUGUCUCCUUCCACUCCCUGCAUGCCUCCAGCACACCACCCUGCCCUGAGCCAGAGCCUGCCCAGCCAACCACCCCACUACAAGAGGACCCUGGGAAGGGCACCUCCCAGCCUAUUCACUCCUUCCAAGGGAUAUUGAUGGACAACCCUCCACGCUCUCCCUUUGCCUUGAAGAGCCAUUUGACCUUGUCUCCCUCCUUCCAGAUGUCAACGCUUAGCCAGCCGGGCCAGGCAUCCUCACCUCUGCAGAGCCCCAUCCUGAGCGAGGUGGGCACUGCCAGGCUGGAUGAGGAGGAGGAGGAUGAGGAGGAGGAGGAGGAGGAGGGCAGGAAGAAGAGGUAUCCAGCAGACAAAGCCUACUUUAUUGCCAAAGAGGUUCUGACAACGGAGAGAACUUACCUGAAAGAUUUGGAGGUUAUCACAGUGUGGUUCCGCAGUGCAGUGAUAAAGGAAAACGCCAUGCCCGAAGGCCUGAUGAUCUUGCUGUUCUCCAACAUUGACCCCAUUUAUGAGUUUCACCGUGGAUUUUUGAAAGAGAUUGACCAGAGGCUGGCACUCUGGGAGGGACGCUCCAAUGCUCACGUGAAGGGGGAUUGCCAGAGGAUUGGUGAUGUGAUGCUGAGGAACAUGUGCUCUCUCAAGGAGUUCACCAGCUACCUGCAGAAGCAUGAUGAGGUGCUGAAAGAGCUGGAGAAGGCCACCAAGCGGAUGAAGAAGCUAGAGACUGUGUACAAAGACUUUGAGCUGCAGAAGGUCUGCUACCUGCCCCUCAACACCUUCCUGCUGAAGCCCAUCCAGAGACUCAUGCACUACAAGCUCAUCCUGGAGAGACUCUGCAAGCACUACACUCCCGACUACCAGGACUACAGCGACUGCAAAGAUGCCCUGAAGGAGGUGGCAGAGAUGGCUGCCCAGCUGCAGACCAGUCUGAUCCGACUAGAGAAUUUCCAGAAGCUCACAGAGCUGCAGAGAGACCUGAUUGGGAUCGAGAGCCUCACUGGCUCUGGCAGGGAGUUUAUCCGGGAGGGCUGUCUUUUUAAACUGACAAAAAAGGGGCUGCAGCAGCGAAUGUUCUUCCUGUUUUCAGACAUGCUCCUGUACACGAGUAAAGGCGUCACAGCCACCAACCAGUUUAAAGUGCAUGGGCAGCUCCCUCUACACGGCAUGAUCAUUGAGGAGAAUGAGAACGAGUUGUCUGUUCCUCACUGUUUUACCAUCUAUUCUGCCCAGAGGACAAUUGUUGUAUCUGCGAGCUCUAAAGUGGAGAUGGGGAAGUGGAUUGAAGACCUGAACAUGGCAAUCGAGGUGGCAAAGAUGUCCCAGGAGAAGUCGGAUUUGUUUCUGGAUAGCAGUCUCUGUGAUCAAUCCAAUAGGUCCUCUGAGGUGUCUUUGGAUCAAGAGUCUGAAGAUGACACUCACUCCUCCCACAGCUCCUUGGACAAGCAGACGCACCACCGCGCCAACACCACCAUGCACGUGUGCUGGCACCGCAACACCAGUGUGUCCAUGUCUGACCACAGCCUGGCCGUGGAGAACCAGCUCUCCGGAUACCUGCUGAGAAAGUUUAAAAACAGCAACGGCUGGCAGAAACUCUGGGUCGUCCUCACCAACUUCUGUCUCUUCUUCUACAAAACACACCAGGAUGACUUCCCAUUAGCAAGUCUCCCAUUGCUAGGUUACACAGUCGGCACCCCAGCUGAGGCAGACUGCAUUCACAAAGAAUACGUCUUCAAACUGCAGUUCAAAUCGCACGUGUACUACUUCAGAGCUGAGAGUGAAUACACCUUUGAAAGGUGGAUGGAGGUGAUCAAGAGUGCUGCCAGCGCCACCGGGAAAAUGAGCCUUCUGAUCCCAAAGAAAUCCAAGGAAAUUAACGGGAACUGAGCAGCUAUGAGUGCUGGAGCUGUGUGCACUGGACAGGGCCUGCAGACUCUCUGGGUGUGGCCUUUCAGACUGGGGCAGGCUUCUUUUCUUGGACAUUAAAAACACUAAGGGCUGUGGCACACCCAGUGCAAAAGAUUGCUACCAUUUGAACAUGUUAACAGGUGUGAUUCAGAAAUGUCUACCCACACUAGAACCUUGGACAUCAGCUCACUUUAUUGUAGCAUGCUUUUGUAACCCAGCCUAAUUUUAUUGUAGCUACCACGUCACCAAACCCUGACCAGAGCAGUAGAACAACUGGGACACCAUUAGGUGUGGGUGAUGCUGCCUGCAAGACAAUCUUAACACAAGAAGUACAUACAAAUUAACCUGAAGAAUAAGAUGUAAAAGGUUGUGAUGGUAACAGUAAGUGGGGGGAGGUUGUUGCUACCCUGAAGAAAAUGCCAUAGACUGCGGAUAAGGAAGAAUCUAUAAGACUGAAGACAUAAUGUUGUCCUGUGUUCUUGCCAAUUUUGCAAAUGUGUGAUUCUGUUUGAACAGUGUGCUAGAACCGAUUUCUCAGCUGAUUGCAGCUGUACACAAGUAGAUGGGAACAGGUUCCCUUAGGGAGGAACUGGCCAUUACAGGCAAGGAAUUUUAUCUGGGAAAUGUGCAGAAGAAACUGAAGAAGCACAGUACCGCUGAAACAUUUUAAUUCUUGCAUAGAUUUACCUACAGAUAUGUGGUAAAUAUGCUGUGACUUAUAUAAGGCCUGUUUUUUUUAUUUGAUGUAGUUUAAAAUAAUAUGUGUUUAGGAUGGUCAUUUUAACAUGUGAUUCUUGGUAGUACUAAUUUAGUUUAGUAUAAAGAAGCUGCUCAGCUGAUGAAUUUCACUUAGUUUUUUGGGGGGGGUACAAUUUCAAAUAUAGUGAACAUUAAACAGACAGAGUUGCAUAAAUGUUAGGGGCUAGUGUGACAUGUUUCCCCACUUCGUGGUGUCUGUUUUUGGCUACUAAAAAUUGUACAGCUUCAAUAAGCAGUGAAGUAUCCCUGCAGUUUGUUUGUCAGUUUCUGUGACACCUUUGAGUUUAGAAUAUCAUCAUGGUUUUACUUGUUAACAUGCCUUGGUUACCAAUGGGCAUCUUCAUACAGAAUGAUGGUUACAGUAUUCAUAUUUGUUGGGCUUUAUGGUCAGUAGUGAAGGAUUUGAUCUUUUACUUUUUUACAGCUUUAAAUUUGAGUUCCCUAUCAAGUACAAAAUGUAACCAUUACCUCAUAAGUUAAUGGUUACAUUUCUAUUUCAGGGAGCUAAGGUUAUGAAAAUAAUGUUUUCUUGUAUAAAGAGGGCAUUGCAAGCAGCCCUCAUUUCAAAAUCCUUGUCUUUUGAAAUGGUUAUUUAUCUUUUUUUUUUUGUUAUGGUUUGUUAGUCAUUUUGUCACUUUGCAGUUCUGUGGGGUGCAUAUUAAUCACUAAAAGCUGCAAAAUACUGCAUUUGUACUGGAAUAGCCCAUCACCUGUUGAUGUUUUUCCAAAGCAGCACUGCAGUCUAACUUUUUUAGUCUUUUAUAAUUCUAGUUUAUUUGAAGAUCUAAAAUCCUCAAUGUAUUUGUAAUUUAUGUGUGAACUGUUUUCUGAUGCCUGUUAAACAGUUUUUCAUGUCCCUUUUGUGAAGAGAGACUAUAAAGCUGAUCGCUCUGUGUGUGUA
Messenger RNA from Polyodon spathula (Mississippi paddlefish), 4978 nucleotides. RefSeq names its product FERM, ARHGEF and pleckstrin domain-containing protein 2-like. The coding region runs from base 181 to 3297 and encodes 1038 amino acids. Gene Ontology annotation, molecular function: cytoskeletal protein binding; guanyl-nucleotide exchange factor activity. Gene Ontology annotation, cellular component: cytoskeleton. The record is from RefSeq and is a predicted model, not a curated record. The transcript has 27 exons. NCBI's taxonomy places the organism in Eukaryota, Metazoa, Chordata, Actinopteri, Acipenseriformes, Polyodontidae.